AUGUUCGUCAAGCAUCUCACUACUAUCCUGGCCACUCUAUCGCUGCUUCUAGCUUUCACUACUGCCCUUCCACAAUCAACAACUCCCGUCAACCCGCCGUCUGACUUUCGUGCCAACCGGUGGUGCUCUUGGUGCUUCAAGUUUCCAGACGCAAAGAACCAGAGCUACUGCAACAUUGUUGUGCAGACACCUGGCAAUAUUAACCGGUACCCCAACGGUUACCCGGCGAUGGUGUUUAACCACAACUUCCAGCAGCUGCUUUGGGCACGGGAUGUGGGCCAAUUCGAUACGGUGCAUGAUAUCUACUUCCCUGCGCCACAGGAGAAGCAGGCGAUCGGGGUUCAUGUGUUGCUGGUGCCGAGCCAUAGAGUGAAUAACACGAAGGAGGCUCCGCAGAUUGUUUACAAUGGAUGGGGCUACUGGCAUGACCAGACCUGGACGACAUACACUGGGGUUCCUAAUGCAGACUGGACUAGCUUCCACACAUCAUUCAUUUGCGAACCUCGGGCAAGACCGAAAGACUAA
Molecule: messenger RNA, 525 nt
Organism: Thermochaetoides thermophila DSM 1495
Lineage: Eukaryota; Fungi; Ascomycota; Sordariomycetes; Sordariales; Chaetomiaceae
Exons: 2
Coding region: 1-525 (174 amino acids)
Source: RefSeq, a predicted model, not a curated record